This is a messenger RNA of Chiloscyllium plagiosum (whitespotted bambooshark), 4340 nucleotides long. The record is from RefSeq and is a predicted model, not a curated record. NCBI's taxonomy places the organism in Eukaryota, Metazoa, Chordata, Chondrichthyes, Orectolobiformes, Hemiscylliidae.
CUGGCAGCUGCGUAAAGAAUAAAAGAGAGUAUUUCCAGCAGAUGGUUUAAAAGUUUUAGUUUUAUUUCAGCGGGGGCGGGAGAGAAUAAAAGUGGUAAGAAAAAAAAAUCCGUCAGCGAGAGGGCACUAAGUGGCUGGAAGAAUAUUAUUUACAGUGAUUUGUGAUAGAGUGAGUGAACCGUGCAGCUGCCAGGACCUUUUGUAAAAGCAGAGUUGCCGGAGGAGAUAUGGAGCCGCGGAAAAUCGAGUGGGUCGGCCCGCCGUGCGGGUCCCACGGACCGUACACUUUCUACCGGGCUUUCAGCGUGGCCCCGGGCGGCGGGAAGGCGCUCAGCGCCAGGCUCGGCCAGUUCCUCUUUGUCCGCUGCCAGCCGCAUGAGCCCGAGUGCAUCGCCGAGCUGCAGCUGCUGUGGGAGGACCGCGGGCGCCAACAACUACUGGCCAGCACCAGGCUCUACUUCAGCCCCGAGGAUACCCCGCAGGGCCGGAGCCUGCACCAUGGCCAGGAUGAGGUCAUUGCAGCCUCCAAAAGAAUAAUCAUCCGUCUUCAAGAUUUGGCGAAAUGGGUGUGCACUGAGAGUUCCCAAUGGACCACAGGCACUGAGGAAGAGAAAUGCAGCUCUAUUAAUUUGGACCGCAGUGACAAGGAGAACCCUGAGCUGAACAUCACGUCACCUUUACACUGCUGCCACACCUCAAACAGUGUGGAAAAUGAAUUUGAAAGUUCAGGAUUUAAAGAUGAUCGACCACGAGUUAAAAUAUUAAGCUACCCCCAGUACUGUCGCUAUCGGGCCAUUCGAAAAAGAAUUCAGAAAGCGUCUGCUGACUGUCUCAGUGAAGCUCAGCUGCUGGCUCUUGGAGGAAUUGUCUUAGUCAAUCAAAACACCAAGAUUCUUUACUGCCGGGAAACGUUCGAACACCCAACGCUGGGGGAUAACAAAUCCAUAUGUGAUGAGUUUGCGCCCUGUGUUUUGACACGUACGUCAGCUGGGAGAGUGGUCCGGACGAGGCUACAAAUCACUGCACAGCCGCAAUCACUGACCUUACUACAUCUUCAUCUGGCAGGAGCAGCCCAUAUCAAAGGACGAUCUCGAAAAAAGAAGAAAUCGACAUGCAGAAAGAGUGACGAGAGCUUGUCACGGGAGAACCGAUGGCCCAGCCAAUCGGAUGUCAAGGAAGAAAAGAACAAAGUUGGAUCGGAAACAAUGGCAGCUGCAAGUGCACAAGCAAAUCAACCAGCCAAUCCAAAUGACCUCCUUUCUGCAGAGCAAUGCUUCCUGAAGGCUUUGCAUAACUUCAUGUGUGAUCGCAACACUCCCAUCGCCAGAAUACCUCACCUGGGCUUCAAGAAAAUUGAUCUAUUCAUAAUGUUCACUGUUACACAACGGCUUGGAGGAUAUGAAGCAGUGACUGCCCGCCGGUUGUGGAAGCAUAUCUAUGAUGAGCUGGGUGGUAACCCAGGGAGUACUAGUGCUGCCACCUGUACCAGGAGACAUUACGAGAGGCUGAUCCUACCGUAUGAACGCUACCUCAAAGGGGAGGAGCACAAACCACUGCCACCAGCCAAGCCACGCAAACACACUACAAGCACAUCGGAUGACUCUGAGAAAGAUGUCAAAACGAAAAACGGGGAGCCGAGCUUAAAAGUGAAAAAGAUUCCAGAAUCCACUCGAAUGUCUGAGAAAGAGGGUAAUCUAGCAAGUGCUGGAAGGUGCCAGGCCAAAAGCCAAAGGACUGUCCCUGCUCAGCACUCAGGUACUCUGGGUAACAGUCAAGACAAGCAGAUACCAACUCCAGAACGUAAAAACCAAGAUGACGGGGCAUCCAUUACAGGGGAGUAUUCCAGAAACAAGGUCUUCCCCCUCUCUGAUUUAGAAAAAGGUGAGAAGUCUGAGUCUGAAGUGCACCGAACACAUGAACAACAAUUGAAAAGACAGAAAAAUAGCGAGUGCCCAAGUGUGGGAAACAUCCAGUUGCAACCUCAGGACUUGUCCAGUGGCUCCAGUGUUAAAGAAAGUCGGCACAUUGCCACCGAAGGAACUAAGUCCAUCUUUCCAUCUGGAAUGUUCCAACACCUUCACUCUGGAAUACUGAACUUCCAAUUACCUGAAGGUGUGUCGCCUCUCGAUGUUCUUAAAAGCAGGUUGGGCUUGACCACAUCGAAAGGUGAAUCCAGGCCAGCUUUUCCCAGGACACUCAAGGUGGACCAAUCAAAAAGCAUCAAACCAGAUAGCAAAAUGUACAUCAAAACCUUGGGAGAAAGUGAAACGCAGAACAUUACUUGGCUUAAUCGGGAAGACUCUAAAUGUGUUUCACAACCAAAGAAAACUUGCAUUGGACAAAUGAAUGGAAUUCGAGUAGUGAAAGGGAGCAGGUCUCCUGUAUCCCUGUUAAGUAACUCCCAUUCUACCAAACAUGUUGCAGAUUCCAGGGAAGAACGUAAAGCAAACCCAAGACCAAGAACAUUUGAGGGGCUACAUGUGAAUAAUGACAGUGGAGAUUCACAAAGUCGCCUGGCCGAGGAGGGGUUGAAUUUCAGCAAAUGCGUGGAUAGUAACUAUGUGAAUGAUCGUAAAGGACAACUAUCUGAAAUGUUACCUCAAAAUUUAUCCAAUAAACAAUCACCACUACAGAUGGAGACUUCAAUGCAAUAUAGUGAACAGUCCUCUCCAUUAAAUCUCAGCAAGUCCAAUAAGAAUUCUUCAGGAAAGAGAGCCACAGAUCUAAUGCAUGCACCCGUCUGUUUAUCACGCAAGAGUGUCCCUCAUUAUCUGCUCCCUCGAUCCUUACAAAAUCAUUGUGAGAACAGGGAAAACCGUAACAACAGUGAACGACUGGCUAAGAAACGGAGACUGGAUUCUUAUUGCACAAGGAUGAGUGAGCAGAGAAGAGAAUUUGUUCAUUCAGAUCAUAGCUCUGGUGUUGAGUCACUGAGUCAGUCACCACUGAGCCUCAGUUCUCGAGUUGUGUCAGAGGAUUUCCCUACAGAUUUAAGCCUCCCAAAAUAUCCUAAAGUCCAGAGGCCAGAAUGCACUUCGACCAAUUCUGAGACCCCUCAAGACAGGAAAACUAAAUUGAGUGCUGAGGCAGCAAGUACAAAUCUCUCCCAGUUAUCUUCCUCACCCCCUGCUGUUUCUGAAACAAUAGCUACAGCAGCCAACAGCCAAAGGUCUCAAGCACAAAACGGGCCUCCGACUCCACUUGGAAGAACCUUGAUCAAGGAUGGGAUAAAGAACUGUAAGGAGGAGCUCCCAAAUGGCCCCAAUAGGCCAUUUUCAUCAAAUAGCAACAUGGUAUCGGCCAAACAAAGCCAGCUUGCACGUUGUCCAGAGGAAUCCAGAAAAGAAGGUGAAGAGCCUUCUGAUGAUGAAUUAGUCGCCUCUCGUGUAGACAAAGCUCAACCAGAAGAAAAACCUAAAGGGGACCACGAAUCCAAUCUGUCCCGUCAUCAGGCCCCCUCCUCAUUGAGUCAAGCAGACAAUAAGAAGGGAACACCAACGAGCCCCUAUCUACUUGGAGGCUACCAUCCAGAACUCCAUCACAUGGCUGAGAAAUUUGGAGCACGUUUUCAGCUGGUUGACUUGAAUAAAAAUUCUGCAAAGACACGAAAGUCUGACCCGGUUAUUGUGCCAGUAUUAACUCCUGGCCAUCCUAUUUCACCUGCUAUGGUUCCUGGUUCUGUGCAACACCGACAACUCCUGGCUUCCCAUUCCCAGCAAAUGUAUAACCACCUGCUGCGAACUUCAAUGCUGCCUAACUUACCGUAUGAUGAGGUAGUAAUGCACAGACUAUCUACCAGCCCAUCAACAUUCUCUCCCUCCCACCUUUCUCCAGUUUACUCUGAGAAACGGGUGUGAACGGCUUUGCUACUUAAAGGUGGAACAGGUUAUCUCAGAUUUUCAAAAGCCGAAGAUCGGCUCAACAAUACGCAAGGUUGCACCCGUACUCACUUUUUUGCCUUUUGUUUCAGAUUCGAUGUGUUGUUAAAAUUACUUUCUCCCUGCCAACUCUCCAAAUCUCUAAGCGAUGCAUCAACUAUGGCUUAGAGGGAGAAUCUCAACUUGUCUGUAAAUCCUGGUCUGUUACUCUAGGCAACUAGCAGUGAUCUGGAGAAUGGCUUGACUGUGUUGAUGUGUCAGAUUUACUUUUCUCUCCAAGGAGAAUGGGGAGAAGUUAGACCGCUCAUUUUCAACUCUUCCCAGUGACAUCGUUGAGAGGAACUGGGUUCUGUAAAUCUAGAAAAACCAAACGAACUGCGGUUAUUGUAAAUAAGAAACAAAAAACAAAAUUGCUGGAGAAGCUCAACAGGCAACAUCUGUGGAGAGAAAUCAAAAGUUGAG